Molecule: messenger RNA, 3588 nt
Organism: Clarias gariepinus (North African catfish)
Lineage: Eukaryota; Metazoa; Chordata; Actinopteri; Siluriformes; Clariidae
Gene: sema3c
Product: sema domain, immunoglobulin domain (Ig), short basic domain, secreted, (semaphorin) 3C
Exons: 18
Coding region: 148-2370 (740 amino acids)
Biological process (GO): positive regulation of cell migration; negative chemotaxis; negative regulation of axon extension involved in axon guidance
Molecular function (GO): chemorepellent activity; semaphorin receptor binding
Source: RefSeq, a predicted model, not a curated record
UCGUCUCCGUGUGUGUGUUUGUAUAUGUGUGUGUGUGUGUGGAUGUUACUGACUGUCCGGGACUCAGCUCCUGGAACUGAAACUCUUCUCUUCAGUGGAUUCAGGAUUUAGGACGAGCCCCGGGGAAAAGUGUGAAGGUCAAAGGCCAUGGGAAGGUCACGGGGGCCGGAGGUCCCGCUCCUUCUCCUCCUCCUCUUCAUCUCCUUCGUUUCUUCUCUCUUUCCACCGCAGCCCAGAGUCUUCCUCCCUUUUCAAGAGCUGCAGACGAGUCAGUCGUUCGAGUUCUACACGCUGGCGGAGAAGCAGAUGGACUACAGGAUCCUGUAUGUGGAUGAAGAUCAGGACCGGAUGUAUGUGGGCUGUAAAGAUCAUCUCCUCUCCAUGGACAUCAACAACAUCACUCAGGGAACACUGAAGAUACACUGGCCCGCGUCCAGCACAAAGAUCGAGGAGUGUCAGAUGGCUGGCAAAGAUCCAACUCAUGGCUGUGGAAACUUCCUGCGAGUGAUUCAGCCCUAUAACAGAACUCACCUGUUCAUCUGCGGCAGUGGAGCCUACAGCCCUGUGUGUGCGUACGUCAACCGCGGCCGACGCCCACAGGAGAAAGUGUUUCACGUCUCCUCAAAGUCAGAGUCGGGAAAAGGACGCUGCUCUUUUAACCCGCAAGUCAACACUGUCUCUGUUAUGCUGAAUCAGGAGCUUUUCUCAGGCGUGUACAUCGACUUCAUGGGGACAGACGCUGCCAUCUUUAGGAGCCUGACCGACAGGAACGCAGUGAGGACGGACCAGCACAACUCCAAAUGGCUGAGCGAGCCGGUGUUCAUCGACGCUCAGCUGAUCCCCGACGGUUCUGAUCCGAACGACUCCAAACUCUAUUUCUUUUUCCGUGAGAGACUCACAGACAACAGCGGCAACACCAAGAACAUCCACACCAUGGUGGCCCGAGUCUGUCCCAAUGAUGCAGGUGGUCAGCGCAGUUUGGUGAACAAGUGGACAACGUUCCUUAAGGCCCGCAUGGUGUGUUCUGUGGUGGAGGGAGACGGUACUGAGACCCACUUCGACGAGCUUGAGAGUGUGUUUCUGCUUGAGACUGAAAACCCCAAAGGCCUUCUAUUAUACGGACUGUUCACUUCCACCAGCUCAGUGUUUAAAGGUUCAGCGGUGUGUGUGUACAACAUGGCCGAUGUGCUGACGGUGUUUAAUGGGCCGUUCGCUCACAGAGACGGACCGAAUUUCCAGUGGACACCAUUCCAGGGACGAAUGCCGUAUCCACGACCCGGAACUUGUCCCGGGGGUGCGUUCACGCCCCAUAUCCGGAGCACUAAGGAGUUUUCUGAUGAUGUGGUGACGUUCAUGAGGAAUCACCCGCUGAUGUUUAAUUCCGUUUACCCGCUGGCCCGGAGACCGCUGCUGCUGCGCACACACGCAGACUACAGAUACACCGCCAUCGCCGUCGACCAGGUGCACGCUGCUGACGGCCUCUACCACGUCCUGUUCCUAGGCACAGACAGAGGUACAGUGCAGAAGGUGGUGGUCUUACCCACUAACCGCUCCCUGGAUGAGGAUCUGAUCCUGGAGGAGCUGGAAGUGUUUAAGAAACAAGCUGCAAUAACCAACUUGAGGAUCUCCUCCAAGAAGCAACAGCUGUACGUGAGUUCAGAGUAUGGUGUAUCCCAGGUGUCCCUGCACCGUUGCCAUGCCUACGGCUCAGCGUGCGCAGAUUGCUGUUUGGCCCGAGACCCGUACUGCGCCUGGGACGGGCGGAGCUGUUCUCCUUUCUACCCAACAGGAAAGAGGAGGAGCAGGAGGCAGGACAUCAUGCACGGAAAUCCACUCACACAGUGUCGAGGCUUCAACCUGAAAGCUUACAGGAAUGCAGUAGAGAUGUCUCAGUAUGGAGUGAAGCACAACACCACGUUUCUCGAAUGUUCACCAAAAUCACCACAAGCCUCCGUGCAGUGGCUCAUCCAGAGACAGAACGACCGCAGGAAAGAGGUGAAGAUGAGCGAGCGUGUGAUAGCGACGGAGCAUGGCCUCUUGAUCCGCUCGGUGCAGCUCUCCGACGAGGGUCUGUACCACUGCAUAGCCACGGAGAACGGCUUCAAGCGGACGCUCUCCAAGAUCCGGCUUAACGUGCUGAGCGAGGCGCUACUGAGCGCGCUUGGUGACAAGCGCUCGUCACUGUGGAAACCCAAAGCGCUGGCGUCGGCCCUGGGCCCGUCGGAGACGCUCGCCAUGCAGCAGUACUGCAAAGAACGCCAGCAGCUGCAGAGUUUCCGCCUGAAUUCCCGAGGAGACCUGGGGAAACUUAAACCGCUGCUGGAGAACCACAAGAGCCGGAACCGCCGGAACCACAGACACGCUGAGUAGAGACAGGGGACAAACAUGGAGUCCUGGGGCGAUAAGGGCGGAGCUUAGGUUGAAUUUAAACAGCCAAUCAGAAAUUACUGUAUUCCAUAUUUAUGAAAAUUGAGUGACAUUACGUGACAACGCUCAACAAGCGAAUCGGAAGCUAUGUUAUGCUAAGCUAAUCUAGGUUAGCAUAGCGUUAAAGAAUACAGGUUUUAAUUACACCAUGAAAUACUUUCCCCUGUGCACGGCUGUUACUCAGAGAACCAGCUAAACACUAGCACUAUCAUUAACAUGCUAAAACCUGGUUGGCUCUCGGAGUAUUUCGCUUAUUUUCAUAUUCAACUUGAUUGGCUCUCAUAUAUUUGUCAGUAGCUUGGUUGCUCCUAGCAGCAGCUUAUGCUAGUUCACUGUUCGUUAAACUGUUUUAUUUUGCAAAUUAAUCUGUUAAAAAAUUGUCUGAUCAAAACCAGGACCUGAUAAAUUAGCUAAGGUUGACUAGAUGAUGUGAGAUAUAUUCAUAUUUUAAAGCUAAUGAAAUCCAAGAGCCACGUUUGCUAGCAUGACAUAUUGUUUUGGAAUUACGUUAGCUAGCAUGCUAGUCAUCUGCAGGUCAAUAACUAAGUUUGCAAUUAAGAUAGCUAAUAAUUUAUCACAUAAGGAAUAUGAUUAGCCAUGUUUAAUAGCAAAAUAGCUAAAUUACUGUUGGUUUAACAAUUCUAUGGUGUAAUUAAAACCUCGCUAGUUGGCUAGUUAACAUAAUACUAGCUAUUUCAUAGCUAUUUCAUUAGCUAUUUCAUAAUUAAUGUUAUUAAAAUCAGUAGCUAGGUUUGCUCGCAAUCAAGCUCAUUAUUUAUAUCCGCUCUGUAGCUAGCUAGUUAGCUAGCUAGUUUGGCAACGUUUCCCAGCCAUCUAGCUAAAACAUCACAUGAUGAUUUCUUCAGUGAUUGGACGAGCAAAUUGAACGUGAGCUACGUUCUUCUCUGGUUGAGAGCUUCAGGACAGAAGGAACGGAGGACUGACGGGAAACGUGUUUUCCAAAUGAAGCAGAAGGAAGGAGAGACGGAUGAAGGAGUGCAGAAGAAACAUUUAGAGGAGAUUUAGGACUUGGAAAGAAAAGAAAGACUUUAAAACUUCUUCUCUAAUAGGAACCUGAUGUUCCUCGCUCCGGUUCUUCUGUACAGGAGCUUUUAACAUGCAUGACGUUACGCUGACCAGAUGACUGUGACACACACACAC